AUGUCCAUGGAUCACACUCGUGAUCCGUGUCCAUGGGUAGCACUUAGUGAUUUUGGUGGAGCCUUUUCUAUGGGGGCUAUAGGAGGAGCUGUAUGGCACGCAGUGAAGGGCUUCCGCAACUCUCCUCAUGGUGAACGACGCAUCGGGUCCAUCACGGCUAUCAAGGCACGAGCGCCUGUCCUCGGUGGUAACUUCGGCGUCUGGGGUGGACUGUUCAGCACCUUUGAUUGUGCUGUCAAAGGUAUCAGGAAGAAAGAAGAUCCUUGGAAUGCCAUUCUCGGUGGCUUUAUGACUGGUGGAGCUCUCGCUAUUCGAGGUGGAGCAAAAGCUAUGCGCAAUAAUGCAAUUGGAUGUGCUGUCUUACUUGCAGUCAUUGAGGGUGUCGGCAUUGUGUUUAGUAGGAUGCUGGCUGAGAACACAAGACUCGAGGCACCUCCGCCACCUCCGCAUAGCGCCGCAGUCACAUGA
This is a messenger RNA of Cucurbitaria berberidis CBS 394.84, 468 nucleotides long. RefSeq names its product mitochondrial import inner membrane translocase subunit TIM17. Gene Ontology annotation, molecular function: transmembrane protein transporter activity. NCBI's taxonomy places the organism in Eukaryota, Fungi, Ascomycota, Dothideomycetes, Pleosporales, Cucurbitariaceae. The transcript is spliced from 4 exons. Gene Ontology annotation, cellular component: TIM23 mitochondrial import inner membrane translocase complex; mitochondrial inner membrane. Gene Ontology annotation, biological process: protein import into mitochondrial matrix. Bases 1 to 468 code for a protein of 155 amino acids. The record is from RefSeq and is a predicted model, not a curated record.